AUAGAUUCACACUCGGUCACUCACCCUUUUGAAGCAGCUGCGAUGAUAUUCCAUCAAAGUUAAACCGAAACCAUACCAGAAUUCAGAUUUCCGGUCUAACCAAAUUGAAUAUUUAAUCCCAAAAAACUCAAACCGAAAUUAAACCCGAAAGUUUAUCGAACACCUCUUAAGAGACUGAGUUUCUUCUUCUCCGUUAAACCUUUGAGGGUUUUGGUGAUUUUGGGAUAAGGAGCAACUUUGGUGCCAUGUCCGUCUUGCCUAUACUCGAAAGAAGAGUGGUAAAGUUGAACAAACUUACGUCUUUAUUACCCAAACCAGUAGAAGCUCUUCCUCGGGUUGAUCACCUUUGUGCUCACUUAAAAGUCUGUGCCAAAUCAAGUUAUCUGAGGACUGGUGAAUCGAUUCACGCUCAUUUGAUCAUAAGGAACCAAUCAUCGCGAGCUGAGGACGCAUGGCAAAUCACAUCUCUGAUCAAUCUCUACAUGAAAUGCGGGAAAACAGUUCGUGCACACAAGCUGUUCGAUUCAAUGCCUGAGAGAAGUGUGGUUUCUUGGUGUUCGUUGAUGAAAGGUUAUCAAGAUUCUGGGUUUGAUUUCGAAGUUUUGAAGCUUUUCAAGAGUAUGGUUUUUUCUGGUGAAUCGCAACCUAAUGAGUUUGUAGCCACCAUAGUUUUUAAAUCUUGUUCGAACUCUGGGAGAAUCGAAGAAGGUAAGCAGUGUCAUGGAUGUUUUCUUAAACAUGGUUUGAUGUCACAUGAGUAUGUACGAAACACUCUUCUCUACAUGUACUCUUCAUGUUCUGGAACAAGAGAGGCUAUCAAGAUUUUGGAUGAUCUUCCGUGUUGUGAUCUUCUUGCUUUUAACUCGGCUCUUAGUGGAUAUUUGGAGCAUGGUGCUUUAGACGAAGGGCUUGAUGUUUUGAGAAGGAUGGCUGAGGAAGAUUUGGUGUGGGACGACUUCACCUGCAUGUCUUCUUUAAAGCUUUGCUCCAGUCUCAGAGAUUUGGAGUUGGCUCGGCAGAUUCAUAGCCGAAUGGUAAGGCUUGGUUUCGACUGUCAUGAUGAUGUUAGUGGUGCAUUCAUUAACAUGUAUGGAAAAUGUGGUAACCCUUUAUAUGCUCAGAGAGUUUACAAUGGUACGAAAACUCUAAACAUCGUCUUGAACACAUCGAUCAUGGAUGCUUACUUCCAGAACAAGUCUUACGAGGAGGCUCUGAAUCUGUUUGCAAAGAUGGAAAACAAAGAGGUUCCACCUAACGAGUUCACCUUUGCUGUUUUGUUAAACUCAACCGCUGAGCUCUCUCUUCUAAGACAAGGAGAUCUUCUACACGGUCUUGUCGUGAAAUCUGGUUUUAGGAACCAUGUAAUGGUUGGCAAUGCGUUAGUUAACAUGUACGCCAAAAGCGGUAGCAUCGAGGAUGCGUGGAAAGCGUUCUCAGGCAUGGCUUUUAGAGACAUAGUUACUUGGAACACAAUGAUAUGUGGCUUCUCACAUCAUGGACUAGGGACGGAAGCGCUUGAAGCCUUUGAGGAAAUGAUGUCUGCGGGAGAGUUCCCUAACCGCAUAACUUUCAUCGGCGUGUUGCAAGCUUGUAGCCAUAUGGGUUUCGUGGAGCAAGGUCAUUACUACUUUAACCAUUUGAUGAAGCAGUUUGGUGUUGAGCCUGAUCUACAGCAUUAUACAUGCGUUGUGGGACUCUUGAGCAAGGCUGGCUUGUUCGAAGACGCUGAGUAUUUCAUGAGAACAGCUCCUAUAGGAUGGGAUGUUGUUGCAUGGAGAGCGUUGCUAAACGCUUGCUACGUUCGCAGGAACUACAGUUUAGGAAAGAAGGUGGCGGAAUACGCCAUUGAGAUGCAUCCGAACGAUUCAGGGAUUUAUAUAUUGUUGUCCAAUAUCCAUGCCAAGUCCAAGGAAUGGGACGGUGUGGCUAGAGUGCGUUCUUUGAUGAAGGAGAGGCGUGUUAAGAAGGAGCCUGGAGUAAGCUGGAUAGGUAUACGAAACAAAACCCAUGUGUUUCUUUCAGAGGACAAUCAACACGCCGAGAUUGUGCUGAUUUACGCAAAGGUGAAGGAAGUUUUGGCAAAGAUCAGGCCGUUAGGGUAUGCGCCUGAUGUUGCUGGAGCUUACCAUGAUGUAGACGAAGAGCAGAGAGAGAACAACCUCUCUUAUCAUAGCGAGAAGCUAGCUGUGGCUUACGGUCUGAUGAAAACCCCUGAGAAGUCACCCUUGUACGUGACUAAAAACGUGAGGAUAUGUGAUGAUUGUCACUCUGCAAUCAAGCUUAUCUCAAGGCUCUCAGACCGUUUAAUAGUUGUCAGAGAUUCCAACCGGUUCCAUCAUUUCCAAGAUGGUCACUGUUCUUGUUGUGAUUACUGGUGAUGAUUUUGAAACCGAUCAUUUGCCGCAUUUUCUUAAUAUUCUCUAGUUAUCAUUUUGUAGGUGUAAAUAGUGUCUCACAGUUCACACUGUAGGAAGCUUUUGGUUGUAAUAGUAUCUAAGUAUGUGAUAAUUAUUCAUCAUCUCA
Molecule: messenger RNA, 2523 nt
Organism: Brassica napus (rape)
Lineage: Eukaryota; Viridiplantae; Streptophyta; Magnoliopsida; Brassicales; Brassicaceae
Product: pentatricopeptide repeat-containing protein At5g39680
Exons: 1
Coding region: 246-2378 (710 amino acids)
Biological process (GO): RNA modification
Molecular function (GO): zinc ion binding; protein binding; RNA binding
Source: RefSeq, a predicted model, not a curated record